AGUUUACCAGAAGAGGGGGCUCUGUCCAGGCUGUGAGAGGCGGUAAUACUCCUUGUCAAAGGGAAGAACUUUGGUCAGACCAAAAUCUGCGAUUUUCACCAGCGAAUCGUUGGCAACAAGAAUAUUUCUGGCUGCAAGGUCUCUGUGGACAUAACGUUGAGUCUGCAGGUACUCCAUCCCCUGUAAAAGACGGUGAACGUAGCACCAGCUUACAGUAACUACUCAGAAGAUCAGCAGAUUUGGAUCAGGAGAAAGGAAUCUAAAUUCAGAAAUGGAGGAGCAUUCUGACAGUAAGCCAUCCCAUCCUGGGUUUGUAUUGGCUGACUACGCCGUCUUUGCUGCCAUGUUGUUAGUUUCCAUGGGGAUUGGUCUUUUCCAAGCCAUGAAGAAACAACGAAGAGAUGAAACAGCUGAUGCCUUCUUCACCGGGGGUCGGAGCAUGCCAGCUGUGCCUGUUGGUCUGUCGCUCUGUGCCAGCUUCAUGUCAGCAGUCCAAGUUCUAGGGGUUCCCUCAGAGGGGCUUCGCUUUGGCUUCAAAUUCCUCUACAUGUGCCUCGGACAAAGCAUCAGCUCCCUGCUGACAGCUUACCUGUUCAUGCCAGUUUUCUUUCGACUGGGCAUCACCAGCACCAAUCAGUAUCUAAAGAUGAGGUUUGGCAGAGGGAUGCAGCUGCUGGGAAGCAUCCAGUUUCUUCUUGCAACACUGCUUUACACUGGGAUUGUCAUCUAUGCACCAGCUUUGAUCUUAAAUCAAGCCACUGGACUCAGUAUCUGGGUGUCUCUCUUUUCCACGGGGAUCAUUUGCACCAUGUACACAACACUGGGCGGCAUGAGGGCUGUGAUCUGGACUGAUGUUUUCCAGAUUGUUGUCAUGUUGUCUGGCUUUGUGGCGAUUUUCAUCAAUGGCACAAUUCUGGUUGGUGGCCCAGCACAAGUACUGGAGAUUGCCAGCAAUGGAUCCCGAAUUAACUUCAAUGAUUUUGAAGUCGACCCACGAAAGCGUUACACCUUCUGGAGCCUCACAGUUGGAGGUUCCUUGGUUUGGUUGUCCAUGUACGGAGUAAACCAAGCACAAGUUCAGCGCUACAUCUCCUGCCGAUCAGAGAGAGAUGCCCAGUGGGCUCUGUUUGUGAAUCAGGUUGGUUUGUGCCUAAUUGUGAGCAGUGCAGCAACCUGUGGCAUCGUCAUGUUUGCUUAUUACAACUUUUGUGACCCACUGAAAUCUGGGAGGAUCUCUGCACCUGAUUUGUACAUGCCAUUCUUCGUGGUGGACACAUUUACAAAGCAUCCAGGCUUCCCAGGGCUUUUCCUGGCCUGUGCAUACAGCGGGACUCUCAGCACAGCCUCCACGAGUAUCAACGCCAUGGCAGCAGUGACGAUGGAGGAUCUGCUGAGACCUCAUCUGGUCCACAUGACCCAGAAGAAGCUGAUCCUUGUUUCCAAAGCACUGUCCUUCCUGUAUGGAGCUGGAUGUAUCACAGUAGCAGCUCUUUCCUCCUUCCUGGACUGGGGAGUUCUCCAGGGCUCAUUCACUGUCAUGGGAGUGGUCAGUGGUCCAGUUCUGGGCAUUUUUAUUUUGGGAAUGUUUGUCCCAGCAACAAACAGACUGGGGGCGUAUGCAGGGAUAUUGGUGGGUUUCUGUGUCUCUCUGUGGCUCGCUGUGGGUUCCACUCUUUACCCGCCCAGUGAGGAGACAAUGGGUGUCCUGCCCAGCUCCACGCAGGGCUGCAGCCCUGCUAAUGGAACACUGAGCAGCAGAUCUAACCCAGACGAGCUAUCCAUCCUGACCCCACUUCAUCCUGAUGACCAAGGCGGCAUCCUUAACUUCUACUCCAUGUCUUACCUCUAUUUUGGAGCCAUGGCCACCAGUUCAGUGAUACUGGUUGGGCUGAUAGUGAGCUAUGCGACAGGGCCGACAAAGAGGAAUCAAAUUAAAGAGGGCUUGUUGUGGUGGGACCUGAAAAAAAAGAAGACUGAGAUCUCUUCAGAAAACACAACCAAUUUGAUAUCCAGGAUGUUACCCUGCUACAGCCACAAUGCAUGCUGGGAUACGCAGCAUAUACCUGCAAGUCACAGAAGAAACAACCAGGAGGAUAAAUUACCAAAUAACCCACAGCUGCUUCCUUUGACGAACCUGCCCAGAGACGGCGUGUUGUAAAUGAAAAGGAGGGGGAGUGACUGUUAGAAUGACAUUAACCAUCAGAUUACUCCUAACGAUUCCUAUUGGCUCUUAAUCAGUAGAAACAGAAAAAUUGCUUUAAUCUGUUUAGUUUAUCUUUUUGAAAAGAUUUUUUUAAAUAUAUCUUAUCCUUUGACGCUUCAAAAUACUGGCACAUCCAGAGCUGCGUGUAUUUCCUCAUUUUCACUUCGAAGAGCCAUAAAUACAGAUAAUAUUCAGUCCAGUUAGAUAAGAUGAAACUUUAGUUUUCUUCUGUACUGUUUCUAGAACGAUGGAGUGUUUUAGUAGAUAAGAGGGAUUCAGUCUGUGUGUACAUUAGCAGUAAUUCAGAGCUAAGUUCCUUAUCUUAUUAUCAGGCCUUUGCUUUUGCUUCUCCUUUUUUAUGAUUGGGACUAAAGUGAGUCACAGCUUUUUACUCAACGGUUAGUCACUUUAUACAUGAUUGUUGAACAUUAAAAAUUCCCAAUGAGAUAAAAAAUAACUAUUACAAAGUUCACAGCAUGAAGGGUUUGACUUCUACAGGUUUAUUUUCUGUGACAUUAACAUAGAUUUUAUAAAGUGAUUGUGUAACUUCUAAUGAUUUGUGAAGAUCCUGUGUGUUUUUUCCAUCCUUUAUUUUGUCAAAUGUUGCUA
Molecule: messenger RNA, 2812 nt
Organism: Cyprinodon tularosa
Lineage: Eukaryota; Metazoa; Chordata; Actinopteri; Cyprinodontiformes; Cyprinodontidae
Gene: slc5a5
Product: solute carrier family 5 member 5
Exons: 18
Coding region: 272-2158 (628 amino acids)
Biological process (GO): iodide transmembrane transport; sodium ion transport
Cellular component (GO): membrane
Molecular function (GO): symporter activity
Source: RefSeq, a predicted model, not a curated record